GUAAUGGAUGCUAGUACAUGCAGAUUAUGUCGUUGUCUCAGUUUGAAGGAUAUCAUAUCAAGUGGAGUCUUGUGCAAUGGACUUUGCUUACCUCUGCUUUAGCAAUGGCAUGGUUGUGUUUGAACGUUCUUGAGCUGUUUUAUUCCCCUGAGCGUUUGCUCCAAUCGUAGCAUUGUGUGGCUCGCGGAUUGGUUGUGUAUUCAAAUGUCAUAGCAGCCGUUUCCUUACAAUGAAACCUUAGCUAAGUAUAUUCCACUUUUGUAAAUACUGCCAAGUGCAACAGGAAAUAAAAAAAGCAUAAACUAAGGAAAAUAGUAGGCGAUUAAAAGUUUACAAUUUCAGUGCCAAAUUUUACCAUUUGAACUCUCUUACAUCUUCUUCAUUUUACUACCAUCUUCAGACUUUUCUGUUCUAUCUUUACUGGUAAAUCAGUACUACCCUUCUGUUUACUCAUAUCUAUAUGCUCAUUAACUAAACACCCCUUCACCUAUUAUAUUGACUCUGUAAUUCCAGAUAAUUAUUUCUUCUUUCGAACUUCUAUGAUCCGACAUUUGGUUAUUCAAUUACUAAUUCUUGCGCAUCUGGCAUUUAAAUCUCAGGGCGAAACAACCUAGUAGUUCUAGAUUACUUAACCUGCUUUGCUUUUUGACAUUUUCUUCAAACCAAUUUCGAGUCAAUCCAGCUAAAUGAAGUAGAGAUCCAGUAUCAUUAUUACAUUAUUAAAAUUCUUCGACGAAAGAAAUAGCAAUAUUCAGGCAACAUUCUUGGUUUUUAAUAUAUAGUUUAUCUGAUAGAAGAAGGUUAACUUUGCGGAUUUUGAUAUGGCAAAAACGAAAUCAAGUCAGCAGGACCGACAAGUUCAUUUACCCAUGAAUAAUAGCGAUGGUGAUUUCUUCUACUCCAACUCAGCUCCAAAAAAGGGGAAAAAGGCCAAUUGCUGCCUUAUUCUAGCAGCGAAAUUCAUCCACUAUUUAGUUUUUGUGCCUUUCAAAAUUUUUCUUUGUAUCAUCAGUUUGCUAGAGACUAGUGCCUGUCUGUGGUUUAUCCUAAUUUGCAUGCCUACAAUUUUGAUAUCGCCAGUUUUGUACAGAAAAAUUGUUGAUUUUUUCGUAGAGGAGUUCUGCAAGUUUACCGUGCAACUUUUCUGUAUCACCAGUGGAGCGAAGUUGAAAUUGAGUGGGGUUCAAAUUGAUAAAUUGGACAAAACUACGCCGUUUGUGCGGGAGGCGUUAUGGCCCGUGUUCAUAUGCAAUCACAAAACACAAAUGGACAUGUUAGCAGCAUGGCUCUUACUGUACAAGCUGAACAUACCAUGUAAUGUGAUUAAAUUUAUGGCUGCAUCCUAUACCCGCUAUGUGCCAGGGUACGGAUGUGGUCUUCAGGUCAUGAGGUCAAUAUUUCUGACCCGGUCAAAUACAGAGCGCGAUUUGCAACAGAUACGGGACAUCAUGUCGUUUCACGCGUUCUACGGCAUCCCCAAGGGCUUCUUGAUGUAUCCCGAGGGAACUACGAUCUUCAAAGAGUCCCUGCAAUCUACGAACAGAUUUGCCGCCAAGAACAAUCUCCCACCCCGCAAACACAGUCUCUAUCCCAGACACAAAGGUCUUUAUGAGCUUCUUCAUGCCAUGCGCGACACUUUGGUGCUAAACGAGCUGUUCGACAUGACUGUUGCGUAUGAGGAGUUCCGAGGCAUGAACGAAGACUUCACACUUGGUCGACUAUUCUUCCAGGGUCCAGUUCAGAAAAAGUACCACAUCCAUCUGGAAAAGCACGACGCCAUACCGCUGAGUGAGUACUCGGAGCUGGAGCUGAGAGACUGGCUGUUUGAAGUGUUCGAGGAGAAGGAGAGAAGACUCGAGUUCUUUGAGAGCAACGAACCACCCUGCUUGGAUUUCGGGAAUAAGGACGAGGUUUACAAUGCAACUUUCACUGGUUUUGAGUACUUGGCUGGAUUGUCGAGAAUCAUUUGGCAUCUAUCGCUGGUGGUGCUGAUCUUCGUUCUGCCUUGGUACUACAUCAGAUUCUACAAGAUUCACGAGUACAUCGGACUCAUUUGCUACCCAGUGGCACUCGUCGCACUCACCGUCCUCGGCUUCUUUGUGGGACUGGAUCGCAUAGAACGUGGUCUGGAAAGACUGCACUUACUUCUCAUCUGUUGGCCUUUGAUCCAGUGGAAGCCUGACCAUAUACCAUGUGUACACGCUAAUCCAGACGAUGUGAGGCGGACACCGCAAACUAAAGAGUGGUUUGGCGGAGGAUUGGGAGCCAGAAUUUUCGGCGGGGAGAACAAUCCAUCAUUGGCAAUAUCCAGUAUCUCCAAUCGCAUCAGUGUUUGGACGGGGAGAUUCGAUUUUCCCAACUCCGGUGCCUCUGCUCCCAACCCAGAAAGCGGCGUCCUAUCAGAGUUGGAACCGCGUAAUAUGCCGAGCUUAGAACCGACUGAAGAACCAAAUGACGGCACUACUAUUCAUGAAACUGGCCAUGUGUCUGCACUACCUGAGGAAACCAGUGCCCUGUUAUCCACUCCACCCGCAACUUCAAAUAGUUCUGAUUUUGAUAAGAAGGAAUACGACACAAUACCUCAGCAUCGCCAGUCACCUCCCAUUCAUAUCCGUUCACAGUGUUCCAACUCUAUUGCAUCUGGUUCAGUCGACGCCCUUUUGCAGUGCUAGCUAGCUCUAUAAAUUUUCAUAUUUUUAUGCUUUGAACAAGCAAUUGGUUCUGGAAUUCAGUGUUAUCAAGACUGAAUUAAAUAGUGCAGUGUUAUCAAGACUUCUUUAUAAAAACAAUUUUUAUUGUUUGGCGAUUAAUUAAAAGUGCAGAAUAAGUACGGCUGUCCAAGUUAAACAGAGGUUUCAGCCACAGAUUGUUUUGAAUGAUUUUCUUUGCCAAAAAAUGGUUCAAAUUUUCCGAGGACACUGGUUGUUAAUCUGGCAAUAAUUUUGGGAUCUG
Messenger RNA from Symsagittifera roscoffensis, 2952 nucleotides. RefSeq lists its product as uncharacterized. The transcript has 3 exons. Gene Ontology annotation, molecular function: acyltransferase activity. Bases 822 to 2672 code for a protein of 616 amino acids. Lineage: Eukaryota; Metazoa; Xenacoelomorpha; Acoela; Convolutidae. Gene Ontology annotation, cellular component: endomembrane system. The record is from RefSeq and is a predicted model, not a curated record.